Molecule: messenger RNA, 1467 nt
Organism: Acanthamoeba castellanii str. Neff
Lineage: Eukaryota; Discosea; Longamoebia; Acanthamoebidae
Product: eukaryotic translation initiation factor 2, putative
Exons: 4
Coding region: 1-1467 (488 amino acids)
Biological process (GO): positive regulation of translational fidelity; formation of translation preinitiation complex
Cellular component (GO): cytosol; eukaryotic translation initiation factor 2 complex
Molecular function (GO): tRNA binding; GTPase activity; translation initiation factor activity
Source: RefSeq, a predicted model, not a curated record
AUGGAUUGGCGUCUGGCGGACGAGUCUAUCACAACGUUCACGAUCGAGGGCGAGGAUAAGCUCGACACUUCGCAUCUGGCGAAGCAGGACCUUGCCACUCUCGACGUCGCCAAGUUGACGCCCCUCUCUCCGGAGGUCAUCUCGCGUCAGGCCACCAUCAACAUCGGCACCAUCGGCCACGUCGCCCACGGCAAGUCGACCGUCGUCAAGGCCAUCUCUGGCGUCCAGACUGUGCGUUUCAAGAACGAGCUGGUGCGUAACAUCACCAUCAAGCUGGGCUAUGCCAACGCCAAGAUCUACAAAGCCGACGAGUGGCUCGGAGAGAAGCCCGGCGGCUACUGCUCGCACGGCAGCCACAAGGAGGACGUGUUCCAGAGCGACAACCCCAACUGCAAGGGCAUGAUGCGCCUUGUGAGGCACGUCUCCUUCGUCGACUGCCCCGGCCACGACAUCCUCAUGGCCACCAUGUUGAACGGUGCCGCCGUCAUGGACGCCGCUCUCCUCCUCAUCGCCGGCAAUGAGUCCUGCCCUCAGCCGCAGACCUCGGAGCACUUGGCUGCCAUCGAGAUCAUGAAGCUCAAGCACAUCAUCAUCCUCCAGAACAAGAUCGAUCUCGUCAAGGAGGCGGCCGCGCUUGACCAGUACCAGCAGAUCCUCGCCUUCGUCAAGGGCACGAUCGCCGAGAGCGCCCCCGUGGUGCCCAUCUCGGCCCAGCUGAAGCACAACAUCGACGUGGUGUGCGAGUUCAUCGUCAACCGCAUCCCCGUGCCGAUGAGGGACUUCACGUCGUCGCCCCGGCUGAUCGUGAUCCGUUCGUUCGAUGUAAAUAAGCCCGGUACCGAGGUGGACGACCUCAAGGGCGGCGUGGCGGGCGGCAGCAUCAUCCAGGGUGUACUCAAGAUCGGCGACGAGAUCGAGGUGCGGCCGGGUAUCGUGGCCAGGGACGCCGAGGGCAACGUCAAGUGCGUGCCCAUCUUCUCCAAGAUCGUCUCUCUCUUCGCCGAGCGAAACGACCUCCAGUUCGCCGUGCCCGGCGGUCUCAUCGGCGUCGGCACCAAGAUCGAUCCCACCCUCUGCCGCGGCGACAGGCUCGUCGGCCAGGUGCUGGGUGAGGUCGGCAAGCUGCCCGACAUCUUCACCGAGCUUGAGGUCAACUUCUUCCUCCUCCGCCGCCUGCUCGGCGUCAAGGCCGAAGGCGACGGCAAGCAGAGCCGCGUCACCAAGCUCAGCAAGGGCGAGACCCUCAUGGUCAACAUUGGCUCCACCUCCACCGGUGGCCGCGUCAUCGCCGUCAAGAAGGAUCUUGCCAAGAUCGUCCUCAUCUCUCCCGUGUGUACCAUGGAGGGCGAGAAGAUCGCGCUCAGCAGACGCGUCGAGAAGCACUGGCGGCUCAUCGGCUGGGGCCAGAUCCUCCGCGGCAUCAAGAUCGAGGUCUCCUCCUCUGGACCCGGCUCCUCCUCCGCCUAA